ACCUUUUUUAUUUUCAGUAUCUAGAAAAUUUCCUGUUCUGAAGAUGACACUUCAUUGAAUAACUACGGAAGACUACAAGAAUGGAUAAACAACAUGAGAGCAGUUCAAUGGCCAUGCGGUUGUAUGCCACAUGGGAUGUCGAUAGAGCUACACCGUCUACUGUUCCGAGGAUCUUCAACGUUUCAAUUAAUCGAAUUCUCUUGGAUUGUGUAUUUCCUGAAGUAAAUUCCAUCAUUGUAACGGCAAAACUUCCGCUCUCCAAACGAAAUAGAUAUUUGCGGAGCAACGAGAUAAAGGUGACGCCGAAUCACGGUCGAAUCGAUUUGGAUUGUGAUAUCUCAUUCUGCAUCCAAUAUCCACAUUUUUUGAAAAGAAAAUCAAAUGUGCUUCAAAUAUUGAUUCAACGAAGGAAAAAGUUUAAAAAUCGUCUUCCUGGAGGUCUUCGUGAUCUCGCUGUCGGGAAUAUUAAUCUCACUUACAUAAUGCAACAAGGUGGUUUACGGGAAAUUCAGUUGAACCCAACUUCUGAAAAUGAGGUUGAAUUGAAAGGAGUUGGCGCGUGUGCUGGAAAAAUUUUCCUUUCCUCCUGUUAUUCACAAGCACCUGAAAUUGUUGAUGAUCGUGACAAACAGAAAAAGAAUGUCGAAGAUUCUGAAGAUGAAACAGAAACAGACUAUGAUGAUGUUGGUGAUGAGCUGAAUGAAAUGCCAAGUGCACGAAGCGGUCGGCAUAAAACAUCCACAGAUAUUGAAACAAGGACGGGACGAACAAAAGGAAAAAAUUUGAAAUAUCAGAUGAAUAAAUUGUUCAAUAUGUUCCGACCAGAAGAUGGGCGACGUCCGGUGGUCAAAGAAAUGCCGUGGGAAGAUGACGACAUCGAUUCACCAUACGAUUCUGGACCGGAGAUGUUUAAUGAUGACGCAUCGAUCAGAAGCAACCGUCGGCCUCAGCUUGCACCAUUUUUUGAUUCUAAAGAGAAGAACGAUCAUCUUGCUGCAAUGUAUGAAGUUUCUGACGGAGAAGGGGAUCAUGGUGAAGGAGGAUGGAAUUCUGAUGGAGAUAAUACUAAAGAAAACGUCGCGCGACACCGAUUAAUUCAGAAGGAUUCGAUUGGUUCCGGUCAUCCAGACUAUUCAGUUCAGACACCUGUGCGUUCUGCCGGAAUACGCGUUGUAUCAUCAUCAUUUGAUUCACAUUCGAUGCCACAUUCCUCGACUCUCAAUUCAAUAAAAAAUGAUCACGGAGUUCAUCGAGGAGUGAGCUUGUCAGAACAAUUAUGCUCCAUUCUUGGAUCGAGCAUGUCUCCUGAAGGAAGUGAUGCUGUUUGGUUGUGUAAUUUAUCAGAAUGGCCUGCAUAUUCGAUACUGGGUGGUCCAGUACCUAUUGUAAACUGCCCUUCAUUUUCGCAAGUUAGACAGACGCUGAGCCAUGUUAUAAAUCGUAUUCAAAAUUUCUGCCACUCCAACUCAUCAAAUCCUCCGUUGACAAUCGUUGGAAUCAUCGGAACUGACAAACUCUUCUCACAAGUCGUUAAAGCUUAUGUGGAGUGUCUGGCCCAUAAAUCGCUCGCCAAUCUCGUCAAUCAUCUCCGAUUCGUGGCCAUCCCGUCGACGAGCUCUCUAUUUUAUAAGAUGAUCGAAGGGAUCGAUCCACAACUCGACAAUUUAUGCAGAGAUCUCUGGGAUCGUUUUGGAGACAUGACAUUGCCAGAAAAAACUUCAUUGGCUAAUAAAAUUGCUGCUUGGCCAAAUAGUGUCAGCUCGUCAAAGAUGAAUAUGCCAAUAGGCGAAGCUAUGCUUCAAUUGACUGCUGAUCGCGAUCCUGAAGGUGGACGUGUGUUUUUACCUUUCCUCAGUGAAGUUCGUGUCGGAAGUCAACAGUGUGAAAUUGAAAAUGAUGAUGACUCAAAUGGACUCAAUGGAUUCGCACAAACUGUAAUUUCUCCACGAGAAGAGUCGGUUAUAUCGAAAACUGAUGGAUCGUCUCCACCUCAUUCUCCACAACUUCGAAACGUCGAUGGCCAAGAACUUAAUAUGGAUUUCUGGCCGAAUAAUCCCGUUCCGCAAUCAUCACAAUACUCGUACGGCUCUGAUUUCCCUCCAUCAUCUUCGAAUACAACUCCGAAUUCUAAAAAAGAUACAGCCAAGGUCACAAUUAAAGCUCAUUUCAAAACACUGCUUGUGUCGAGAUCUCCAAGUUCUGGUUCAUUGAGUCUUACCUAUUUAAAAGAAAAAAGGAAAGACAAAAUGCUACAAAAACUGGGAAUGAAGAAAGGACAAAAGCAGAAACCAGAGGAAGGAGCUGCUCCAUCUCAAGUAUCUUCUAUUGGAAGAAUGCUUUGCAGUGCUACCGGAAAGCACAAUGAAUUGACUGUUAUCAUCGAUGGAAAUGCUUACAAUGGCAUCAGAUACUUUCAAACAUCUCCACAAUGGCAGACGCAUAUCAAAUCCUUCCCAAUUGCUUUCUUCACUCCGAAUGUCUGCACAGCUUGAUCGUUUACAUUUUGAGUGUAUCUACUCAUGUCUUCCAAUUUCUUUUUAUCAUCUCUGUUUCAUAAUUUACACCUCAAUCUCGCUUCUAUUGAUUUGCCUGUAUAAUAUGUAAGUGUUCCCAAAGUGUCGAAUAUUAAUCUAUUUCUUUUUUGUUGCUAUUCUCUAUGUUAAAAUAUUUGUACACCUUCCCCCACACGGUUCCGUUUUCUCUCGUUUUCUUGUCCGAUGAUGCCCUUGAAAUAUGCUUUUCCGCCAAUUUUUCACCUUGAAACAUGUGCAUCGCACCAACAAACGCUUUAUUUUUUAUGUUUUUACAUUCCGAAUUUCAACUCAUCGUUCAUUCGAUUUUUAAAUAAAAGCUUUUGAUUAAUUUUAUAUAA
Caenorhabditis elegans is the source of this 2872-nucleotide messenger RNA. It is a transcript of the gene pacs-1, whose product is annotated as Phosphofurin acidic cluster sorting protein 2. The transcript has 10 exons. The record is from RefSeq and is marked reviewed. Lineage: Eukaryota; Metazoa; Nematoda; Chromadorea; Rhabditida; Rhabditidae. Bases 81 to 2492 code for a protein of 803 amino acids.